AUGGCAUUCCUGUUCAAAUCCAAAAACAAGCACGCGCAUGCUGCGCAGGCUGCCUCGAGCCUGCCUGCGGCGAGUCGAAACGUCCACACAUCCGAUGGCACGCCCUCCUCAACUACGCAGAAUGGCUCGGUAGAAAAGAGCGGCGGAGAGCGCUUGACAACGCAAUCACCUCCGCCCAACGCGACUGCGAAUCCGAAUGGCUCAAUGAGUGCGAUGGGUUCGACUCUGGCCAGCGCGCCAACAUUUGCUCGGCGUGAAAGAGCCGAGUCGGAGUCUGGGGCUCGCCCGGCAACUGCUGCGCCGCAAGUGACCCAGGUCCCCAAUGCCGCGCUGUAUCCCUGGUCGCAACGACGGUUGAACUUCCCUACUCCGCAAUCAAAUCCUUUUCCUCGGUAUGGGGCGGCUGUUAACUCAGUUGCCUCCAAAGACGGUGAUAUAUACAUCAUGGGAGGGCUAAUCAAUGGCUCGAUGGUUCGAGGUGACCUGUGGAUGGUCGAGGCCGGUGGUGGAAACCUGUCUUGUUAUCCCAUCGCAACAGUAUCUGAAGGUCCCGGCCCGCGCGUCGGACAUGCCAGUCUCCUCGUGGGCAAUGCCUUCAUUGUGUUCGGUGGUGACACCAAAAUGGACGAUUCUGAUGUACUCGAUGAUACUUUGUACUUGCUUAAUACUUCAUCUCGUCAAUGGUCGAGAGCAGCUCCGCCAGGCCCACGACCCGCUGGCAGAUAUGGCCACACUCUCAACAUUCUAGGCUCCAAAAUCUACAUCUUCGGCGGUCAGGUUGAGGGCUACUUUUUCAAUGACUUGAUAGCUUUUGAUUUGAAUGCCCUGCAGAGCCCGACGAACCAGUGGGAAUUUCUACUAAACAACACCUCCGACCUUGUUGGCCCAAUGGCUGGCAAGGUGCCGCCUCCGCGGACGAACCAUACUAUGAUCAGCUACAACGAUCAGCUAUACCUUUUCGGCGGGACAAACGGUACGAAAUGGUUCAACGACGUGUGGACGUACAGUCCGACCACCAAUAGCUGGACCCAGCAGGAUUGUAUAGGAUACAUUCCCGCGCCCCGUGAAGGCCAUUCGGCGGCGCUUGUCAACGAUGUCAUGUACAUUUUUGGUGGCAGAACCGAGGAGGGGACGGAUCUGGGUGAUCUGGCAGCGUUUCGCAUCACCUCAAAGCGAUGGUACACCUUCCAGAAUAUGGGUCCUUCUCCAUCACCAAGGUCAGGGCACAGUAUGACAGCAUAUCGGGACAAAAUCGUCGUCCUAGCUGGCGAGCCUUCCUCGGCUCCACGGGACGCCCACGAAUUGAGCAUGGUAUAUGUCCUUGAUACUGCCAAGAUUCGGUAUCCGAACGAUGCCCCAGUCCUCGGUCAAUCCGGUGAGGCGAAAUAUCCCGGCAGCCCGACGCGGAGACCGAGUACAGAUGUGAGGCAUGUCCCGCCGCCCAUCCGUUCCAGCUCGCGGGAGGGCCAGGGCAGUCAAGCCGGACACCGCGAACAAUUCUCCGGCGGUCCAGUGCAGCGGCCCGAAGGCGCGCAGCAAAUCGGGCAAGCCUCACGAUUACCACGAGCUUCCGUUGCGCCAGGCCCCGCUGGGCCGGGACCUCAUAGCCAGGCUGGCACGCCUCGCUCGAACGGGGUUCAAUCUCCUGCGAAUGGUGCGAGAAGUCGGUUUAACGGGCCUCCCAUCGACACCCGUGCGCCUGCGAACGGUCUGGAUUCGAUUCGAUCUGUGCCCAUAGAGGCCCCGGUGCAAGCGCCGGCGAUCAGGGACAUACAAAAGGAGAACAUCAGACCUAGCAGAGAGACCAGUCCGAGCACUCAUGGCCGUAGGACGCCAACACAGCGGACAGAAAACAAGGCAAAGGCCAUGGAGGCAGGUGAGGCGGCGCCGUUGGUCGGUGGCGGGGUAGCCCGACAACGGUCCCUACGGUCGCAGCGAGCUCAAAGCUCCAUCGACAGCACGGAAGAUGGGUUACUCGGCCGCUCUUCGUCUACGCGACAUCAUGGAGAGACUCACGCCGACAAUCGGAGUUUGCGAAGUAUACCUGAUGAACCAAAAUCACCCAAAAUGACUCCCCACCAAGAGGCCCUCCUCAAGGAACUGGAAGCGGUCAAGAAGACGAAUGCCUGGUACGCCUCGGAAUUGGCUCUGGCUCGAAAGCAAGGGUACCAUCCUGGCACGUCAUCCAGCCCGACUUUUGACGAGCGGGCCGUCAGUCAAGUUACCGAUGAUGACCGCCCGCUGAUGGAGGCAUUCAUGACCAUGAGGACGGAAAUGGUCAGGAUGCAAGAAGCCAUGGAAGCGCAGACUUCGUUGAUGGCAAGACGGGUAGCAGAGGUCGAACACCAACGUGAUGCCGCCAUUACAGAAGCGGCAUAUGCUAGGGCCAAGCUUGCAGCUCAUGGUGGCAGUCAACGAAGUACUCCUCAACCCGAUGCCUCUCGUGAACCUGACGAGCAAGAGCGGUUCACCGAGCUUACCCGCCGACUUGCAUUGGCUCUCGCCGCCCAGGCGGAACACAAGGCCAAGGUUGACUCCCUGCAUAGUGAUCUUAUUGCCGAAAAAAGAGCCCGGGAGUUAGCAGAAGAGUCUUUGGAGUCGCUACAACGUCGCUAUGAGGAGCUUAGUAAGGCCCGGAACCCUGGUGAGCUGGAAGCACUCCGGGCAGAGCUGCAUGAGGCGCAAAGCUCGGCCAGGGCGGAAGCAGGCCGGAGGGCAGAUGUCGAAGAAGAACUUCGAACACUCCGAAUCGAGCACGAUGGUCUCCGUAAAGCUCAUGAGGAGGCCUCAUCGCGCCUGACAGACCAUACGGCUUCGAUGGUGGCGCUCCAAGCAGCCCUUGCAGCAUCCGGCGACAAAGCAAGUCUCUACGAACGGCAAAUUGAGGAGGAGCGUCAACAAAGAGAGGCUGCGGAACAAAAACUGUCGUAUCUGAAAUCUGAGCAUGAGGAAAGAACCAGGGAGCUCGAAUCCACCUCGAAACGGCUGCGGGAUGCCGAAGACCUUGCUCAAACGCACGCCAAGGAGGCCUCGACCCAUCGCGAGGCUUUACUUGCUGGACUGGCCAAGCUCUCGAGCCCAGAAGUGGCUUCACGCCACGAUUCGCUUUCCGAACAGAAGAUGGCAGCUCUACGAGAAUCAGCGGAGCACGCGGCAGACCUGGCCAAACGUAACCAGGAGGCCGCCGACAAAGCGGCCCAGAAGCUGCGCACUGCCGAAGAAAGAAUUGCCGGGCUGGAGGCUUACCAAGAACAAUCCAGCCGCGAAGCUCUGCAGAUCCGGCGGCAGCUGCAGGUGGCACUGCGGGACGCGCAGAAACAUCAGGCCGAGAUCCGCGAAUUGCGGGCGAAUCUUGAGAUCAGCCAGCGCGAUGCCAGUGCCCUGGCUGUCCAGCAUAGUGCUCUCAAGGAGGUACUUGGCGAGCGUGGUCUGAAUGCCUCCGACAUGAGACGGUCACCCAUCUUCGACCACUCACCAGGUUCCCGAUUCGGGACACCGGAGCAGAACCGGUUGAAGGAGCUCGACCAACAACUUCAAGCCAGUCUUAAAGCUCAUGAGGAGACCAAGAGUCAGUUUGAAGCUCGUAUGCAGGAGGCUGACAGCACCUACAAGGAAAAGUUGGAGCAGCUGGAAACUGACUACCAGUCUGCUGUCCACUAUGUCAAGGGGACGGAAAAGAUGCUGAAGAAGAUGAAAGAAGAGCUCACCAAGUACAAGACUCAAAACUCUCAACUAUCCAGCGAACUGGAGACGAUGCGAAGCAACAAUGCCGCUUCAACGACGGCGGCGGACACUUCGGCAUGGGACAAGGACCGUCAAGAGUUGCAAGCCUCGAUCGACGAUCUGAGAACCCAAACGGGCAAGCAAGUCGCUCUUCUGGAGUCCAACAUUGCAUCCUUGAAGUCCAAUCUUGCCGCUGUGGAGUCGGAGCGCGACCGGCAGAAAGCCAGUCACCAGCAGCUGGCACAGGCGACCGAACAGGUUGGCCAUGAACUAGAACAACUCAAGUCCGAGAAUUCUAUGCUGGAGAAGCGUGCGCAGGAGGCGGAGACCCGAGUCACCAUAUUGCUUGACCAGGUGGGUCAGUCGGUUGGCAACUAUCGACGACAAUCGCAGUUGCAACCGCUCCCUCAUGACAUCAAUGGGAUCAACCACAACCGAGAAGAAAGCAACUCGACCUUGACAGAUGUGUCGGUGGACGAUGAUGUUCUCGAGCGGGAUGAACGGGGAUCCGUGGCUUUGGACAAUUUGGCGUCCGAACUGGAAACCCUGAGGUCGCAAUGGGAGAACACAAGCAGGAACAACUAUCGGGUAAGCACGCAAUUCGAGUCAGAAAGGACCCCGACAGCGGAGAGCCAUGGGGCCGGACUCAGUAGCAAUCUGGCGAGUUGGAGAAAACGACUGGCAGAAGAAGAAAAGGGGUCUAGGGAGCAGGUCGCUGCUUGA
Capronia coronata CBS 617.96 is the source of this 4446-nucleotide messenger RNA. RefSeq lists its product as uncharacterized. Lineage: Eukaryota; Fungi; Ascomycota; Eurotiomycetes; Chaetothyriales; Herpotrichiellaceae. The transcript has 4 exons. Gene Ontology annotation, molecular function: protein binding. Bases 1 to 4446 code for a protein of 1481 amino acids. Gene Ontology annotation, biological process: regulation of cell shape. The record is from RefSeq and is a predicted model, not a curated record.